Thamnophis elegans (Western terrestrial garter snake) is the source of this 1006-nucleotide messenger RNA. RefSeq names its product DnaJ heat shock protein family (Hsp40) member C28 (gene DNAJC28). NCBI's taxonomy places the organism in Eukaryota, Metazoa, Chordata, Lepidosauria, Squamata, Natricidae. The record is from RefSeq and is a predicted model, not a curated record.
UUUGGGGUUACGUCGCAGUUGUGGCUUAGUCCCAAGGUUGUUAGCGAUGGUAGUCCGUUAUUGAAUAACGCAUUAAAUCUGAAAACGCAGCCGACGUGUUAAAGAUGACUGGCUGGAGGAGUGAAAAAAGUGUGGGAUUUUUUCUUUUUCCAGUCUAAAAAGAAAUCCAGUAGAACCCAGUAUUUUCAAGAUGUGCUAAAUAACCAUGCUUUUAUAGAAGAAUGAAAGAUUUACAAUUAGGUGACGGUUAAAAUAUAACUACACUGAAGAAUUAUGAAGUGGGUCUGUGCGGUGCUGAUGAGAAAAAUACACUAUCAUGUCUGGAUGUGUUCAGCGUUGGUUCCAAAGAAGCAAAUCAGUUCAAACAUUGCUUUAUCUGUACUGUAGAUUGAUGUCACAGCACAAGCCUCGGAAUGUUAUAGACUCUUACAAGCUACUUAAACUUCAGGAAGGGUGUUCAUUGGAUGAUGUUAAAAAAUCAUUUUUAGAGCUUGCUAAACAAUACCAUCCAGAUAGUGGAUCAGUGACAGCAGAUUCUAUUUUUGUUCAAAUCGAAGAAGCAUACAGAGUUGUUGUUAAUGAUAUGGCCAAGAAAUAAAAUCAAGAGAUAAAGAAGAAGAUGAUGAAGAUGACAAAUUGAAAUCUAAAGCUGUUCACAUAGACAAUAUUUAAUUUCGAAGGUAUUGGUUUUGGUACUCCAAGUCAAAGAGAAAGGCAGUUACAGUUCAGAGUUGAUAGAGCUUCUGAGCAAAUCAUGGAAUAUCGGACAGCGACAAAGGAGAGACAGCUAGCUAUGGAGAUGUUAUGCUAGCUAAAGAUGUAAAGCCAAAGUAAAAAUAAAAUAACCCAAGCAAUUGAACGCUUGGUUGAAGAACUCAUUCAAGAAUCCUAUGGCAAAGAGGCCUUUGAUAACCUAACUGGUAAAGGAAAGCCAUUGCAAAAAUUUUCAGGACUGUCUGGCACCCAACGAAUUGAUCCUAUGACACACCAUCUGAAUAGGAUCUGA